Messenger RNA from Closterium sp. Yama58-4, 1296 nucleotides. Lineage: Eukaryota; Viridiplantae; Streptophyta; Zygnematophyceae; Desmidiales; Closteriaceae. The record is from the annotation of a GenBank genome assembly.
AUGCAGUCCAUUAUACCCUUUCAGUUCGCGUCAGGAUGCUCUGAUUUCAUAGGCUCCAUUCCAGAGACAAUUAGCAACCUCAAGCAGCUACGGGAGUUACGCCUUGGGGAGCAAAUGCUGUCAGGGCCCAUCCCCGAGUCAAUCGGAGCUCUCACCAACCUGGAACUCAUAUGGUUGGAAGGCAACGGUCUGAGUGGCAACGGUCUGAGUGGCAACAGUCUGAGUGGUAACGGUCUGAGUGGCAACAGUCUGAGUGGCACCAUUCCGGCCUCCAUUGCCCACCUCACCGCACUCACCACCUUGUGCGCCCAUUCUCCCUCCACCCGCCUCUCUCCCAUUCUCCCUCCACCCGCCUCUCUCCCAUUCUCCCUCCACCCGCCUCUCUCCCAUUCUCCCUCCACCCGCCUCUCUCCCAUUCUCCCUCCACCCGCCUCUCUCCCAUUCUCCCUCCACCCGCCUCUCUCCCAUUCUCCCAACACCCUAAGCUUCCCAUCUCUGAGGAAACUUAACGACAACCGUCUUGCGGGGACUAUACCUCUUGCAAUCACCACGCUCACUAAUCUCGCAUACCUCCACCUUGAUUCCAACCAGCUCACGGGAGAGCUGCCCUCCUUCCACCACAUGCCCCACCUCACAUCGCUGGACAGGCUGUCGGCUGCCUACAACUACCUCACAGCCACAGCAGACGCCUUCCCGUUCAACACCACCAGCCCAGACCCAGACGACCCGUCAGAAGGCCAUAGCGCGUGCCUGUUCACCCGCAACUGCCUUGAAAGCAGCCGGAUCUUCUGCGGCCCGAGGCUCAAGCAGAGGCGUGACAGCGAGUGCCUGUCAUUCUGUGGGGUGCAAGCACAACCCCUCACCCCGCCGUGCAGCGGUCAUGGCAUGUGCUCCUUCGUGCCGGAUCCGUCUCUCAACAUGGCUCCCUGCUAUGAUGAUGAGGAUGAGAUCCCGCCAUCCUACUGCGAUUUUGAGGGACAGUGCACCUGUGAUGAGGGGUAUACGCCAGGGACUGCUGCUGGCAUGUGCGUCUCUCACGAUACCCUGCCAGUGCCUCAAGGCACCAACUUUCCCUUUGAGCCGCCAGGCACUUCCGUCGUGGGGGUGGUUCUGUCUGAUCUCCAGGCGCCUAAAAACCACCUGCUGCUGCUGCUGCUCCUCCUUCCACCGCUGUUGCUGGCCUUCUCACUGCCACAUUUACUGAGGCGCCUCUGGGAUCGACCCCCCACGCGCUACUACUUUUCAAAGAGAGCCCUCGCUGCCCGGCAAGCUGCCAUGGGUGUGGAGAUCUCUUGA